GCUCGAAGUUGAGAAAACGUAAAAUUUUAGUUGAAAUUCGAGCUUCGCUUUAACUAGAUAGGUUUGAUCAGUAAGAAGCUAUACAGGCAUUUUUCAAAAUAUGACUGCAAUCGAUCCAAAAAAAGGUCCCUGGUUUGGAGCAAGGCAUUUGCAGACGUUCUUAUUGUUUUGCACUAUUGCAAUAAGUUAUUGUGAGAGGCUUAAUGUAUCGGUAUCUCUAGUUGCCAUGACAAAUGCUGCAAGUACAAAUCUUGAGUUUCAUGAAUUCGAUUGGGAUGAGAAGCAAAGGUCCUACAUCAUAAGUGCAUUUUACUGGGGAUAUGUAUUGACUCAAUUGCCUGCAGGUUAUAUAGGGUCAAGGGUGGGGGUUAAAAUGAUAAUGCUAUUGUCAGUUCUUUGUUGUAGUAUUUGCACUCUCCUCACACCCUUAAGUGUGAAUUGGGGUGGUUGGAAAAUGUAUUGCUUGUUACGAUUCAUACAGGGCCUGUUUCAGGGAUUCCUUUUUCCAUUGGUUCAUGCUCACUUGGCAACAUGGUCGCCAGUUGAAGAACUCACUCGCCUUGGUGGUCUCAGCCACACAGGGCUUGAAUGUGGUUCGAUUUUGGCAAUGGCUCUUUCUGGAUUUAUAGCUGGUUCAGCUUUAGGAUGGCCAGGUGUUUUCUAUGUCUUUGGUGGUAUUGGUUUGGCAUUUUGCGUCAUCUGGAUGAUCUUUGCUGAGAACAGUCCGUCAAGAUCGAAAUCCAUAACUUUGGAGGAAAAAGAAUACAUUCUCUCCUCACAGUCCAAGGCCAAGGAUUCCCAGACAGCGAAAAUUCCUGUUCCAUGGCGAGCAAUAUUCACGUCCAUUCCAUUUUUAUCUCUGAUAUUUGUUGGAAUGUGUCAGAUUUGGGGCUUCGCUACUAUGCAAGCGUAUAUUCCUCCAUACAUGCAUGGGGUUCUCAAAGUGGACAUCAAGAGGAAUGCAAUAUUUUCGACAUUACCCUUUUUGGCAAUGUGGAUUUUUUCAUUUGUCUUCACUCUGGCAGCAGACUUAAUUCUAACCAAGCAUUGGGUGUCAUUGGGUGUUGUUCGAAAAUCUGUUAAUACAAUCGGAAUGUGGGCACCAGCUGUUUUAUUGCUUGCAAUUGGAUUUCUCGAUGAAAGUCAAACAUCUUUAGCCUUAACUUUUAUGAUUAUGAAUGUCGGUUUAAACGCAGGACAUACAGUUGGAGCUUUGCUCAACAUGAUUGAUCUCUCACCGAAUCACGCAGGAGUCCUGAUGGGAAUACUCAACUCCAUUUGUAAUACGGUUCCUAUUAUUUCUCCACUGGUUAUCGGAAGGAUUCUUAGUGAUGAGACAAAUCGAAGCCAGUGGCAAAUUGUCUUCCUAAUUACAGCCAUAAUAUUUUUUGUAGGCAAUUUGCAAUUUAUAUUUCUAGGGUCUACAGACACACAAGCCUGGAAUGACGAAUCUUAUCUACAACAUCGAGAUCCAGAAAAUGAAAAUAAGACAUAUGAUCAAAAGUAUGUUGAAAAAAUAAUCGAGAACAAAACUGUUGAGUAGAUUCAAAAAUACUCUAAAAACAUACAUUUUAAGACAUUUUCUGUAAUGAAUUAACACAAGAAAUGUGUCGGCUUGUAUGUUCAUAAAGUGAGUAAGUGGUCUUGCCGCAGAUUUCGAGCUUAUAAUUUCGAACUUAUUUUCUUAUGUUGAAAGCGAAAUAUAUUUAAGUAAAAUUAUAUUUGAAUACUUGAUUAAAAUAAAUUAGCUUUAUCCAAAAAAUCUGUUAUGUUCAAAUCCAUAAAAAUAAUAAUUAUUUAUUUGUUGCGAAAAAAAUAAAAAACAAAAAUAAAUAUUUUAUC
Molecule: messenger RNA, 1842 nt
Organism: Eupeodes corollae
Lineage: Eukaryota; Metazoa; Arthropoda; Insecta; Diptera; Syrphidae
Product: putative inorganic phosphate cotransporter
Exons: 4
Coding region: 101-1543 (480 amino acids)
Biological process (GO): monoatomic anion transport; transmembrane transport
Cellular component (GO): plasma membrane
Molecular function (GO): transmembrane transporter activity
Source: RefSeq, a predicted model, not a curated record